AAGAAACAUCCAGCAAAGAGCAAACAAAUUUCCACUAGUGUUAUUACUUCAUCCCAGAAAAACAGAAGAAUAGAACUGAGAGAGAUUUUGUAAGAAACAUUUGUUCACAACCUCAAAACAACAAAAAGAUUCAACAGAUGAAACAGCCUCAAAGAAGAUGAUGCCAUUCAAGAACAUCACCACACGUUCACCUUCACCUUGUAGUAUCCCAUCUCUCUUCAUUUCCCUAUCUAUACUCACCAUUUUACCACUCUCUCUUUUCUUUUUCCAUUCCUCAUCAAUCCCAAAUCCACAAAUCAAGAACCUUCAAACAUCAUCCAAUUCCAUUAAAGUUUACAUACCAGAUCUUCCAAGAUCUCUCAACUAUGGCCUAUUAGAAAAAUACUGGUCUUUAAAUCAAGAUUCAAGAAUUGGGAGUGAAGUGGAUAAUGAAAUAAGAAAAACCCAUGUUCUUAAAAGUUCAAGAAAGUUCCUUCCUUAUCCAGAAAACCCAAUAAUUAAACAGUAUAGUGCUGAGUAUUGGAUCUUGGGUGAUUUAGUGACACCUGAAAGUUUAAAAAUUGGAUCUUUUGCUAAAAGGGUGUUUAGUGUUGAGGAAGCUGAUGUGAUUUUUGUUCCUUUUUUUGCAACAUUGAGUGCUGAGAUGCAGUUGAUUGUGAAUAAAGGUGUGUUUAGGAAGAAAGAAGGGAAUGGGGAUUAUGAGAGACAAAGAAUGGUUGUGGAUUUUUUGAAGAAAACUGAGGCUUGGAAACGAUCUGGUGGACGUGAUCAUGUGUUUGUUAUUACUGACCCUGUUGCAAUGUGGCAUGUGAAGGCUGAGGUUGCUCCAGCUGUUCUCCUGGUGGUUGAUUUUGGUGGGUGGUACAAGCUUGACUCUAAAGCGUCUAAUGACAGCUCAUCAUCUGACACGAUACACCACACUCAAGUUUCAUUGCUGAAGGAUGUAAUUGUGCCUUAUACUCAUCUACUUCCCCGUUUGCCCUUAUCUGAAAACCAGAAACGAGAAACUCUUCUUUACUUCAAAGGAGCUAAACAUAGGCAUCGGGGAGGCAUCGUUCGGGAAAAGCUAUGGGACUUGCUAAUAAAUGAACCCAGAAUAGUGAUGGAGGAAGGCUUUCCAAAUGCAACUGGAAAGGAACAGUCUAUAAAGGGAAUGAGAACUUCAGAGUUCUGCUUGCACCCUGCAGGGGACACACCAACCUCAUGCCGACUUUUUGAUGCCAUUCAAAGUCUUUGUAUUCCUGUCAUUGUUAGCGACAACAUUGAGCUGCCAUUUGAGGGGAUGGUGGAUUAUUCAGAAUUUUCGGUGUUUGUUGCAGUUAGUGAUGCCCUGCAGCCAAGUUGGCUCGUGAACCAUCUUAGGAGCUACUCCGACGAGCAAAAGGAUACGUUUCGCCGUAAUAUGGCUAGGGUACAGCCCAUUUUUGAGUAUGAAAAUGGUCAACCAGGUGGUAUUGGUCCUAUAUCUCCCGAUGGUGCUAUUAAUUACAUAUGGAAAAAGGUUCACCAAAAACUGCCCAUGAUUAAAGAAGCUAUUAUCCGUGAGAAGAGGAAACCUCCUGGUGUCUCAGUUCCGCUUCGUUGCCAUUGUUCUUGAUAAGUUCAUUUAUUCUUUUUUAUUUGUCUUGCUUCAAAAGGUAAUAUAACAUGUAUUUUACAUGCUUCAUACUUACAUGAAGGAACUAGUCUAGAUUA
Molecule: messenger RNA, 1695 nt
Organism: Lycium barbarum (goji berry)
Lineage: Eukaryota; Viridiplantae; Streptophyta; Magnoliopsida; Solanales; Solanaceae
Product: probable arabinosyltransferase ARAD2
Exons: 3
Coding region: 158-1597 (479 amino acids)
Molecular function (GO): glycosyltransferase activity
Source: RefSeq, a predicted model, not a curated record